AUGUUUACGAGGACCACGAGUGCAAGCAGCGCGGGGCACGACUGCAGAUGUGUCUUCACGGACCGCAUCCAUCAUAAAAGGGCCAACCAGCGCUGGCAAGAUGGUUUUCUGGUUGUCAGCAGCCGUGGGGAAGCGACACUGCUGGACGAGGAUCGCAAGGUUGUGUGCAAGGGGGGCAAGGUGAACGCCAAAGUUGGAGAAGUUGUGAAGAUGAGAGAGUUCUCGGUCGACAUCACGUCGAGAGGAGAGGACGUGAGCGACGUCGACAGGCGAGGCUGUGCGAAGCUGCGGGCCAAGGAGGAGCCGACCGGAAGGAGGUCGUUGGAGCUGCAGACGCGGCGAGUGGGGCUGCAGAGAAUUUCAAACGAGUCGGAUGGGAGCGCGCCCAACUUCAAAGCUCCUCGAGUUGAGGAGAACCAGCGGACUGAGAGACGCAGGAAGGAGGAGAUGGUGGGAAGAGGAUGGGAGGAGGAGGAGGAGGAGGAGAAGCCACGAGCAAGCGAGGAUGGCGAGAGUCGGUCAAAGUUUGUGCUGGAAUAUCCCGAGUCGAGCUUGGAAGAAAGAAUGCAAAGUGAUGAGACUGUUGGGAAGAAAAGUGAGGGCGAGGUAGUGAAAGAUAUCCGCCACCUCUUUCUGUUUGUUCGUUGCGCAAACUGUGGAACAAUCCAGCGAGUUCUAAAAGUAGAAGGAUACUGCUGGGGUGAAAAGAACGUGCGAAGUAACAUCCAGUCCUUGAACAUGCAGCGAGCAACCGAAGACAAAACGGCAGAGACCAUGAGGGAGGAGAUGGAGCUUAGCGAGGCUUUCCGAGCUGAGGGGGAAGAGAGUGAGAGGUGGAGAGGUGCGAUCAGAGUGGAGGAGGAGAUGGGUGGUAUGGUCGACAUGGAGGGGAUCGACGGUAUGUCGGGUGAGGCUCAGGUGAAACAGAUGUUGACGCGAGAUGGACCGGCAAGGGACAAUGUUGAGGACUUUGAGGACUCGACGGAGGCAGAGACAGGAGGAGGAGGAGGAGGAGGAGGAGGAGGAGGAGGAGCCGAGGCGGUGGAGGGACGAGAGAAGAUGGCAACAGAAGAAGCAAACAAGGAAGAGGAGUGGGGGAAGCAAGAGAAUCUCAAGGCCAAGUCUUCAUCCUACGACAAGGACGACCUGUGGGUCAUCUCCUCCUCUCCCACCUUCGACGAGCCAACCGACGACAAUUCCUUCACCUUCCUUGCUCGUAGCGAGUACUACGGCGUCUCGUCAUCAGGUCUCGUGUCCGUCAAGCCUCUUCUGUCUUCUCCUCCUCCUCGAUCCUCCCGCGUCACUAGAGUCUUCGCUCUCCGGGGGUCAAACGUGGCGACUGAAGUCUACAUGCUCGACGUCCUGGCGAACCUGACGAGGGAGGAGAGGACGAAGAGACGCUCGCCUCCUCUCUUCCGCUCCCUGCUCGCACUCGGUCCCGUCACCUCACAGGACGACGUUCUACAUCAGCGCCUCCGGCAGCUCUCCGAGGAGGAUCAGGCGAGCUUCAAAGGAGCAUUGGAGGUAGCGGAGGGUCAGGAGGAGGCGGAGGACAUUCUCAAGCACUUUGCUCUCAACGAGGAGCAGCAGCUUGCACUGCAGGCUGUCAAGAAGUCGCUCCUCCCUGCCUCUGAUCCGCAGCAAGAGGUCAACCCCUUCAUCCUCCUCUUCGGCAUCUUCGGGAGCGGCAAGACCCACCUCCUCAGCGCUAUCAUUCUCCUCCUCUACCGACUGAGCAAGAGGGCCGAGCAGAGCUCGACGGCUCUCCAUCCUCUCCGCGUCCUCGUCGUCAGCUGGACAAACGUGGCGGUGGAUCGCGUGCUGCUGAGCCUGGAGCAGCGCGGCAUCAAGGACUUUGAGCGGCACGGGAGCGCGACGAGGAUGUCAAAGGACCUGCUCAAGUACUCGUGCCUGCAGCUGAAGCACGAAGAGAGGAGGCGGCCCGAGCAGUCGAAGCCCAUCAUCGUGGGGGCAACCAUCGCCUCCUGCUCCUUCUCCUCCUUGGACGACUGCGAGUUUGACUUUGUGAUCGUAGACGAGGCGACUCAGAUCCCUGAGCCUGCCUGCCUGCUGCCGCUGCUGAGGUUCCAUCCUGCGCGCGUGAUCCUCGUCGGAGAUCCUAAACAACUUCCUCCCACGUUACGAGGACCCAACCGACUGCUGGGCCCGGCAGAUGACCUGACAAGAACUCUCUUCGAGCGGCUCAGUGAGCUAUCGCCCUCCUCCAGCAUUCGCCUCACCCGGCAGUACCGAUGUCAUCCUCGCAUCUCCCGCUUGGCCUCCCUCCUCUUCUACAACCAGGAGGUCAAGGACGGAGUAGCAGGGGAGGACAGGCAGGCGAUAUGCUUCCUGCCCCCCACUCUCUUUCUCGACACGUCCUCGCUUGACCGCUCCUCUCUGCCAGCCUUCAUGCAGCAGGAGGUGACCUCCGACUCCUUCCUCUCCGACUUCGGCUCGGACGUGCAGGAGCUAAGGAACUGGUCGGACUUCCAUGAAGCCGCUGCUGUCCUCGGCCUCUUGAGCAAACUCCUCAGGGCCAACGUGCCGGCAAAGCAGAUCGGCAUCAUCUGCAUGUAUCGAGCGCAGUACCGACGUGAGUACGAAGUCUCCUGA
Messenger RNA from Guillardia theta CCMP2712, 2613 nucleotides. RefSeq lists its product as hypothetical. Lineage: Eukaryota; Cryptophyceae; Pyrenomonadales; Geminigeraceae. The transcript has 18 exons. Gene Ontology annotation, molecular function: helicase activity. Bases 1 to 2613 code for a protein of 870 amino acids. The record is from RefSeq and is a predicted model, not a curated record.